UUCUUCAGUCUCUUGCAUCAGUUCGAUUUUCCCCUUUUUCCAUUCGCCUUUCUUGUUUGUUCGUUUAACCAUUGCAUAAAAACGCUGCCGAGAUUGUUGUGUAUGGCGAAGAUUUUGAAUUUCGAUGGGUUUUUUUGAUAGGCUGUUCAGAUUCUAGAGGGGGCAAUUUUUUGAAUUUGAAGUAGGAUUCGUGCAAUGUUUCACGGGAAUGUGGAAUUUCUAAACCUCGAAGAGGAUUUUUAAAAACUCCAGCCAUUCUACUACAUUCUUGAACUUGACGGCUGGUAGUCUCUUCAGUCUCUUGCUUUAGUUCGAUUUUUUUUUCCCCCUUUUCUUGUGCGUUAAGUUGGAUUCCUGUUGUUGUUGUGUUGGUCGUUCCGAUUCAAAGGAAGAGAUGAACAAGCAAUUAGUGAAACUGCGUGCUGUCUCCAUUUGAUUGCUUCAAGAUUUGCGUGUGCUUGCAAUUUCGUUGGGAUUCUGCAGGGUAGAUCAUGCCUUGUUCUUCUCCCUUGUAUCAUGCGCUCAGUGAUCUUUUUUUUGUUCCCAUUUAGGGAUAAAAUGAAAUGAUAUAUCAAGCUUGAAUUAGAUUUCCAGGCUUCAGUUACCAGUAUUUCUAAAGUGAUGGACUUUCUUUCUGUUCACUUUGUCUGCUCAAAAACUUUGUCGAAACUGAUGCUUCUGAUCUAGAUGCAUUUCAUUUCACUAGCACCAGCUAUAAACUUGCUGCAAGGGUAGUUUACAGAUUGUUAACUCUCUUUUUUUUCUUCACGUGUGCAGGAAAGGUGCAGAUGUGAAGUUUCUGUCUUCUUUUCCUCAAGCUGAUAAGAGAAUUAGACAACUAGUUCAGCUGUGCUAUUGAAAAUUUCAAGCUGCGAUCAAGGCAAUGACAUUGCUCGUACUAUCAUAAGAGUGUCAGAGAAUCAUGGCAUCGCAAAUGCUGAAAGCCAAAGAUGAAAGCAUGCCGGAAACAAAACAAUUCCAUCAGCAGAAGAAAAGAAUCACAACUCAGAUUCAUUCCUCAAAAUCCCCCAGCAAGUCAUCCUCCCCUAGUAGAAUAAAGAAUAUUGACCUUUUAGAGAAGGUUGGGGCACUAAAAACAGAAAAGCUCCCUCGACAAACUGCUAAAGAUAGGGGAGGUAUCAAGAAGAACUCAGUUAUAUCAUCUUUAGGGACUCCUCAAAAGCCAUGGCCUGGUAGGAAGGUUACUGAGAUGGAUGAAACAGUUAAGAACAUGUCCAAUGUGCCCUUUUAUCUUCAACGCACGGAGAAAGGCGAUAGUAUCCACGAGAAAGCACUGAAUGUUGGAGUUCUCGAGUGGGGGCUUCUUGAGAGAUGGACACACCUUCAGAAAUGUGGCACGGAUGCAAGGGGUGGUGAUUCUUCGUCUAAGUGUACUGAGUCCACUAUGUUUUCUACAUUUGAUUUUUCUAGCCCUCUCUAUCAAAGGAAGAAAUCUUCUGUUCUUGAUCAUAAGAAAAACUCAUUCCCGAGCAGCCCAACUAUGAUGCGAGAAGAGCAAGUAUAUAGACCGAUAGAAGCCUUUUAUAAUUCAAGGUUCUCUUCGACUAUGCUUCCUAGUCAACAUGAUAAUCAUCUUGAUGUGGUUUUUGAUCCUUUGGGCCACAAAAAUGACAAAGAUAUCUGUACAGGUUUAGAUUCUGAAGGUGCGCCCGUUGAAUUACGCCGAGGAUCACAUUCUACCACUUCACCUUCAAGAGAUAAUACCGAUCAGGCUACUGUAAUCAGUAUUGGAGAAGACCAUGACUGUAGCUCGACGAACAUUAUUCCCUUGGCCAAGGAUACAAUGCCUCUUUUUGACGACGAUGAAGAGAUUUGGGGUUUCCUUCAACAUAGUGCGGAUGGUAAACAGCCUUGUUCUGGAUCUACAAUAACUACUGACUGCUGGCAAAGCGAGUCAAACAGCAAAAGCCAGUUGGGCAAUCUGGUUGAGGAUUUUGAGAUCAUUUACAGAUUUUCUGAGGUUCCUCACUCAUGCCCACUUCCUCUGGCCAUUGUGAAUGAUGAACCCGAUGUGUCGUGCGAUGUUCCAUCAGUAGGUGUGGCACCAACUGAUAAACCAGUUCAAGGAAAUGGGGGCAUUCCUAGUGCUUCUUGUGAGAAACUUGAGUCCUGUACCACCCAGAAACCAAGAAAAUUUGAAGCCAAAGCAAUUGCUUCAGCAGGGAAGAAGUCGACAGUUUAUCCAUCUAGCACUGGAGCAAAUAGGAUGAGCAGGAGUUCUAGUUUGAAGACUGGCUCAUCGGAAGAACUAUUCGAGUCGAUCUCGUUUCUGUACAAUUCCCAUGGAGAGCAAGUAACCAGGAAUAGUAAAGGUAGACAAAGUCCAUUGAGGAGGCUACUAGAUCCGAUAAUGAAGCCAAAGAACAACCUUCAUUUGACUGGGAAAGUUGCAGACUUACCUGGUCACUAUUCUGGUGAACUACAAACUGAUAAAUCAUUCCCAAGAGUGAACAAGCCAUUGAACACAACUUUUGGUUCUAUGUGCCAGACAAGAGAAAGUGUUAUUACUUCGAAGGAAUUACCUUAUAAUGGCAAGGGAACUCAAAAUGACAAAAACUAUGCCACAAUGAUGAAGCAAGCUCUUCUUCAUCUGGCUUGGAAGAAUGGGCUUCCUUUGUUCAUGCUUUCUUGCGAUGGUGAAGUACUUGCUGCAGCAAUAACGACAACUAGUACCUCCAACAUCGACAAUCUAGAGUGCAUGUUUACUAUAUUCUCCAUAGAUGGAUCCAAGAAGAAAAACACAUUUUGGCACAACUCUGGAAACAAGUGCAAGCAGCAUCAGUUGAUCUCAAAUGUUGUCGGUCAGUUGAAUGUUGCACUUGGUGAGGUGAAGAGCUUGUUGUACGGCAGUUUUGAUUCUGUAAGAGAGUUUGUCCUGCUUGAUGCUUCCAAGUCUGUUGACUCUCGAGCUGUGAGUGAGCUUGCUGCCAUGGUUGUUCAGAUACCACCAUAUAGAAAACCUAAUUUAUGGACUAUAAGUGCAGCAAAUGGUGAGAAAAGUUUAAAUUCUGAUCAGCACAAUGUGAUAGGGCAAUCUAGUAUAUCAGUCAUAAUACCGAGCGGCAUUCAUGGCUUGGCCACAGAUGGGGAGCCCUCGAGUUUGAUAGAAAGAUGGAGGUCUGGAGGGGUUUGUGAUUGCGGAGGUUGGGAUGAGGGCUGCACCUUGAACAUUCUUAGCAACAAGUUUCAAGAGCACAAUUCAUGUGGCUCAUUCCAACCUUGUCAAACUACCAAUGGUACUCAUCGGUUAGAACUAUUCACUCAGGGAGCAUCUCGGGAAACAAGACAAGCCUUCAGCAUGGUUUCUUUCCAAGAGGGGCUCUACACUGUUGAUUUCCAAUCAUCAAUUUCUCAACUUCAGGCCUUCGCAAUCUGUUUAGCAGUCAUCCAUGGCAAAAGGUCCUGCAUUAGUUCAACCCCACGAAAGAGCUUGCAGGAGCACAUUGUCAACGAUCGGUUAGGGAAAUAUCCUUCCACCCAAGCAGGCAAUCCUAACAGCUAUGUGCCAAAUCAUCCUCCUGUUUCUCCUGUUGGAAGAACUUAAAAAAUACAAGCCUCUCAAACACCAUGAAGUUGAGCACUCUAUCAGUAUCGUACCACCACUCCAGAACUAGGUAGCUUCCAUCUCUUUAAGCAACUUGUAUAUCAUCUCCUUGUUUUUUCAUGUAAAGAAAACUAUAUUUCUCAGUCA
Messenger RNA from Zingiber officinale, 3712 nucleotides. RefSeq lists its product as uncharacterized. The record is from RefSeq and is a predicted model, not a curated record. Bases 923 to 3565 code for a protein of 880 amino acids. NCBI's taxonomy places the organism in Eukaryota, Viridiplantae, Streptophyta, Magnoliopsida, Zingiberales, Zingiberaceae. The transcript is spliced from 2 exons.